This is a messenger RNA of Vanessa tameamea, 1827 nucleotides long. RefSeq names its product esterase E4-like. The transcript is spliced from 3 exons. The coding region runs from base 155 to 1744 and encodes 529 amino acids. Lineage: Eukaryota; Metazoa; Arthropoda; Insecta; Lepidoptera; Nymphalidae. The record is from RefSeq and is a predicted model, not a curated record.
ACACAGUCGUGUUGAUUAGGUACGGUCACCGUUUUACGAAUAUAAAUUAUUAUCACAGUCACAUUGAUUUGAUAUCUAUAUACUGUUUAAUAUUUUCUUUUAUAAAGAUAACAUUUAUAGGAUAAAACUCAGUGUAAUAAGAUACCUCGGCGCAAUGGGUGUCGUAUCAAUAAAUCAAGGAAAGCUGAAAGGUGGUGAGGCAAUAAGUGAUAAUGGUGUACCAUAUUAUGAAUUCUUGGGGAUCCCAUACGCGAAACCCCCCAUUGGAAACUUGAGGUUUAAGAAUCCUCAGCCUCCAGAGUCAUGGGAUGGCGAAAGAGACGCGACGGCUAUUAAUGAAGAGAAUAUCUGCUGUCAGAUAGAUAUGAUGAAAGGGACCCCAAUGGGCAGCGAGGACUGCCUUUAUCUCAAUGUCUACACUCCGAAGUUACCUGAAACGAAUACGAAACCUUUAGCAGUAAUGGUUUUCAUUCACGGAGGAGGUUUCAUUUAUAGCAAUGGUAUUGUCAAAAAAGAUUUGGGUCCAGAUUACUUGAUUGACAAUGACGUAGUGGUAGUUACUUUUAAUUACAGAUUGGGUGUACUUGGUUUUCUAUCGUUGGAUAUUCCUGAAGCCACUGGGAAUAUGGGCUUAAAAGACCAAGUACAAGCCCUUAAAUGGGUCCAAAAUAACAUAAGUAAGUUUGGUGGAGAUCCCGAAAAUAUUACAAUAUUCGGAAUAAGCGCUGGGUCAGCUUCAGUUGACUAUCUUCUUUUAUCACCUUCAGCAAAUGGUCUUUUCCACAGAGCAAUUCUUCAGUCGGGUUCCAGCCUUAACCAUUGGGCGAUUAAUUAUGAACCCAAAAAUAUAGUAAACAAACUUCUAGAAAAAAUGGAAUACAGCGGAUCUACACAGGACGAGCGUGCCAUAUACGAAUACCUUAUGGAAAGUCCUAUUUCCAAAUUAUUAGAAGGAAGUUACAAAGCCAUUGAUAAUUUUACAACCGACAGAAUUUAUUUCGGCUUUGUGCCAACUAUUGAAAAGGAUUUCGGUGAUAACGAGGCUUUUAUGACUGAUAAACCUUACAAAUUAUUUAAAGAGGGCAGAUUUAAUUAUGUGCCGGUCAUCAAAGGAGUUUGUAAUAAAGAAGGUUAUUUAAGUAAUGCCUUAAAGCCAAACGUUGUCCUUGACGUGAUCGAAAACAAAAAUUUCGUCGAACACUGGGCAUACGAAUUAAAAGGAAGUGACAAAAAUAAAUAUAACGUAGAAUUCCUAGAAGCUUAUUCAGAAAAUCCGCAGCCCGAGGAUGAAAGCGACAAAAUAGGAGUAGACUUCUUCACCGACUUGGAUUUUACGUCAGGCGUUUGGUUAAGUGGAGAAAUGAUGGCAAGGAAAGGUGUUCCUGUAUACCUUUACGAAUUCUGUUACGAAGGGAAAAUGAACUUUUUCCAGCAUUUUUUCGGAAUGCUGCGGAAGGGUGCUGCUCAUGGUGAUGAUAUGUGUUACGUUUUCAAACACGAUAUCUCUAAUUUUGGUGACGCAAAAGACAAAGAAGUGAGGACAAAUGUUUGCAAAAUGUGGACCAAUUUUGCUAAAACAAGCAAUCCUACAUCAGAGGACAUAUCUAUUGAAUGGACUGAGUAUAAAGAAGACCUACCAGCCUAUCUCUGUAUAGACGAAAAAAUGACAAUUAAAACUGACUAUAAACCCAAAAAGAUGGCUAUUUUCAAAGAAAUAUAUGAGAAGUAUGAGAAUAAUGUAUAAUUAUUAUUUGAAAAUAUAACAAACUUCAUAUUUCUACACUGAAUUACAUUAAUAAUAUAAUUAUCACAUUUAAAGUACCAAUA